CCUUUGAGCUUUUACGAAGCAAAGAAGCUGCAGAAAUGCUUCGCAAAAUGGGAAUUUUCGACGCCAUUUUUUUCGGAGAGCAAGAAGAAAGACUGGGCAUUAGUCGUGUCCAGGCGCGCGCGGUUGCACACGCUGACCAACAAUUUUCAAAAAUUCGCCGACUCAUUUCACCACAUUUCCCUAUAAAACUUUACAAAGUUUUGCUAAAUUUUCACAAAUAUUUCCAACCGAUUAUGUUCUUAACACGUUCAGAAUACGACAGGUAGGUUCAGGUUUCCUUUUGUAAAGUUUUAGCGCAUAAUCUUAUUUAAAGCUGAUUUUUUGGCGUCUUUUUUCGCAGAGGAGUGAACACGUUCUCGCCUGAAGGCAGGCUGUUCCAAGUGGAAUACGCCAUAGAAGCUAUAAAGGUUAGAUUUUGAAAACUCGCUGAGGAAACGAUGAUAGAAAGAUGUUGUAAAUAAUUCACAAUAUUCAUUAUUCAAAUCAAUGUACAAUGUGGUCAAAUGCCAAAUGGGCUUUUGAAACAAGUAUGUUGUUGCAAGGCUUGUGGGAGGCCAUAGAAACUGUAUGAUAGUAUAUGCACAUGUGUACUACAUUACUUAGAUUUCAAGAUGUGCCGAUCAUUCCACCAAUCAUUAACUACUGUAUAAUAAUCAGCAAACGGUUGAUUAUUCAUUAAUAAUCAACCAUUUGCUGAAGAGAAAUUGAUUCGUUAGGGCUGAUUAAUUAAUUGGCUUGUCUCUGCAGAAUAAUCAGUUUCCUUAGCCUCCCACAAGUCUUGCAUCAGACAAUAUGCUACAAAUACCCAUUUGACCACAUUAUGAACUGAUUUGAAUAUGUGUGAGUAGGGGGUGUGCCGGAACUCGGUUCUGGCUGGUUAGUUCCAGUCGGAACCCCAAUUUUCAGAGUUUCGAUUUUGGCCAGAACUAAUUGCACUACAUUUCAUAAUUUCUAGCUUGGGUCAACUGCUAUUGGUAUACAAACAUCCGAGGGUGUUGUUUUGGCCGUCGAAAAGAGAAUUACCUCACCAUUAAUGGAAGCAUCUAGUAUAGAGAAAAUUAUUGAAAUAGAUAAUCAUAUAGGUUAGUCUGAUUUAAAUUGUUUUACUGAUACACAUUGAAUCACACCACUAUCCUUCUUGUAACCAUUGUCAACACAGCCAUCAUUACCACCAUCUUUACAACUGCCAUCACUCUCACCAUCAUCACCAAUAUCUUCAUCACUCGGGACCAUCAUCAUCACCAUGAAUAUCAUCAUCACCACCACCAUCAUCAUCACAACCAUCAUCUUGAUCAUCAUCACCAAUAUCUUUAUCACUCCCACCAUCAUCACCACCCCAACUGCCAUGACAACCACCAUCACAAUAACCAUCAUCACAACCAUCACCACCAAUAUUAUCGCUCCCACGACUGUCCUCAUUGUCACCACCAUCAUUACCACCACCAUGAUUACCAUCAUCACCAAUACAUCAUCACCAUGUCUCCCUCCAUCACCACCACAACUAUCACUAUCAAUAUUAUCAUUAAGCCUUUAAGCAGCAAUGUACCCUGAGUCCCUGAUGCAUCCUACUUUAGUAUUUUACUCUGUCUAACACCAGACGAUUUUAUUCAUCAAGUGGAGAGUGCUGCCAUUCAAUGGGUUAACAUUACAAUGUACCAAAUCAGUCCAAAUUUAAGUAAGCCAAAACUUUACAUAUUCACCAGGUUGUGCUGUCAGUGGUCUUAUAGCAGAUUCCAGAACUAUGGUUGAUAAAGCCAGAGUAGAAGCACAGGUAUUAUUGGACAUUUAAAGAUUUAUACCAGUUGUUCAUGCAGGAUACUACCUUGCCUGUGUUUUAUUUAGAAUCACUGGUUUACAUACAACGAGCCAAUGUCUGUGGAGAGUGUUACUCAAGCUGUGUCGAAUUUAGCUUUAGAAUUUGGUGAUGAUAAUGCCAGAUCUGGAGCAAUGGUAUGUAUUUUAGUUUCUAUCAAAUGUAUUGUUAGAGCUUGUAGUUACUACACAUGUAAAAGUGCACGUCAAGUUGUUACAGGUCUGCAAACAAGUUGUUACAAAGCUGUUCACAAGCUGUCAACAAGUUGUGUUCGCACUGCUUGUUCCCAGUUGUCAGAAAAGGGUUUGGAACAAGCUGUUAACAACUUGUAACAAGCUUGAUGGAAUUAUCAGACUUGUUACAAGGUUGUUCUAACAAGUCUGAUACAGUCAUGAUAUAACAAGAAAGUUACAAGUUUGAUGACACAAGGAUGUAACAAUACUGUUAUAUAUCAUGACUGCAUUGGACUUGUUGGAACCACCUUGUAACAAGUCUGAUAAUAUCAACAAGGUUGUUACAAAUUGUUAACAGCUUGUUGCAAACUUGUUGACAACUUGGGACAAGCAGAGCGAGGACAACUUGUUGACGGCUUGUUGGCAGACUUGCUACAAGAUGCAAGACUUUUGUGUGUGUAGUUUCUAAGGUCAAUGAUUUCUCUGUGUAUAUAGAGUCGACCAUUUGGUGUAGCAUUAAUGUUUGGUGGUUUUGAUGAGCAUGGACCUCAACUGUAAGUCAAUUUUUGAAGAUUUUAGUGUUACAUUAAUAUUGUACCUACGUUUCUUGUUUCUUUGAUUUAGGACAUUUCAAAUUAACUAACAUUGAUUGAUAAUAUUGUCUUCAUACAGAAAGAUUUUUGUAACUAUAUUUAAUCUGUUUUAUCUAGAUAUCAUCUUGACCCAUCAGGAACAUUUAUUCGAUACGAAGCCAAAGCAAUUGGUAAAAUAUAUAUUAUGCACAGUAUGUUGUUGAAAAUGAGUUUGAUAGCUGAAUUAACCAUCUUUGUAUUUUUUAGGGUCAGCUUCAGAAGGUGCCCAACAGUCUUUACAAGAAGUUUAUCAUAAAGUAUGGGUGAUUUUUUUGUAACUGCAGUGUGAAAAUAGACGGAUAGAGUGAACUCAUCGAAACUUAUAUUUAAGUCUAUCGAUCUCUUUGAAAAUUAUAAACCAAAAUAUAGUUUUGUGUGUGCGUAAUUUUUGGGUCAUUUUAAGAAGGAAUGUAAUAUACCUUUAUAGUAAAAACCUCACCUUGAUCAACAUUUUCACUGUCAAAGUUUCGAGAUAUGGUGUCGCUCCAUCAACUGCAAGUUAGGUUUUUGCUCCAAAAAUUCAUCUGAUGACAUCAUACCUGGAAACUUUGACAGUGAAAAAGUUUAUCAAGAUGAAGUUUUUUACUCUUUAUAUAUAUUAUAUUUCUUUUCAGAAUGACCCAAAUAUUACCCAUAUCAAAAAUCAUAUUUGGGAAUUGUACACAUAUGCAACUUUUCAUUUUGAAUUACUGAUUAAAUGUGUUUUCCAAAUAAUUUUACAGUCGAUGACCUUGCAAGAAGCGUGUAAGCAAGCACUAACAAUUCUCAAACAAGUUAUGGAGGAAAAACUGAGUGCAACCAACGUUGAGGUAUAUAUCGCAAUAGUUUCGUAUGAUUCCUCCUUCUUUCAAGAAAGUGAACGUCUUUUAGGCAGAUAGAUAGAACUGUUAGAGAGCUAAGCCUGCUAUAGCUCUGCUGAUUGUGGUGUUGAACUCAGGUCUAUAAUUUUUUUGCUGAUGCUACUCUGAGUGUCUCCGCACCGUGCUAUAGCUGAAAAAUUGAUCGACCUCUGUGGGUAAGCCAAAGGUCGCGCUCGCUUUUGACUGCCCUGCCGUCAACUCCGUUGUGAAUGCAGACUUGUAGUGACGUAUUAUGUACAGUAGUCUUUAUUGUUGGGACUUAUACCUCAUUAUUGGUAUACUUAAGAUUUAUACGUCACUACGCCACUCCACGUCCGCAUUCACAACGCAAGACUGAGCAUCGCAUGGUUUUAAUAAACACCUAUGGCUACAAAAACAGUCGCUAGAAUAUGUUCAUGGUAACGCAAUGAAAUUUUAUUGAAUUUUAAACUAUUUUAGUUUUUUCUGUGCCUAUUACAAGUUUGCAACUAUUGCGCCCUGUAUUGGGCUCUGUGAUACAAAACUCUCGUGCAAGUUAAAUUGUACACCCCAAGAUCAACGAUCUACAGCUAUUUCAAUUAAGGUUGUCCCCGAGCAAAGCGGAAAAGUAGAAUACCAGCGCGAAAGGCUGCUGGGAAUCGCUAUGAAAAUUCAUUAAUUUUUUAGGGUUUCCCAGCAGCCUUUCGCGCUCGUAUUCGAUUUUUCCGCUUUGCUCGUGGACAACCUUAAUUGAAAUAGCUGUAUGUUCAAAGAUAUAAUGUUCAGUACUCCACGGUAGAUACUUUUCACUUAAAUACUUCAAUUUCUCUGUUGUAGUUGUCUACAAUCACCCGUGAAAAUAAAUUCAAGAUGUUCGACAAGAAAGAUAUAGAAGAUAUAGUUAAAGAUAUCAAAUAGACUUGAUGAACAUUUCCACAAACUUUCUAGGAGCUAGAGGGGUAGAUUUUUGAAGUCUGUUAACAUAUUUUGGUAUGGACAGUUUGGCUGUAUGGAUGGGUUUCAUUGAGCACCGCUAACAGAUGGUGGUCGACUGACUCGACUGGCAGUUGUCAAAUUUGAAAAAUAAUGCUAGUUCUUUUCAUGAUGUGCCCUGUAUCCUAGUGGAAAAUAAAGGAGGGACACGAGUGUUCCUAUAAAUGGCCGUUGACCAGCAUCUGCUACGCCAUAACGCUCACUGAAACCCACCCUCAAAUAAAUUGUUACUGGACGUCAGUUGGAGCAUAGCCUAUAGAAGGGAAGAUGGCUGUGAAAUUCAUUAGAAUAACAAUAGAACUCAUUAUCUUUGUUGGUGGGUUUGGCAAAAAUACAAUACAUACGUGACGGUGAAGGACCAGAUUUAUGAAUAAACGUUGACUAACAUAGAUGAGUUAUAUUGUUAUUCUAAUGAGCUUCACAGCCAUCUUCCUUUCGAUAGGCUAGGGUUUGAGUUACUGUGUGCUCAAUACCUUACGUACUAAAAUUAUUAAUUGGCCGCUUGCACGUUACGUCACGCCGGCCAUGUUGGUGGUUUUCACUUAGGCAAAAAUCUCACAUCUUGUAGCAAGUCUGCCAACAAGCCGUCAGCAAGUUGUGUUCAUACUGCUUGUCCCAAGUUGUCAACAAGUAUGGAACAACUUGUUAACAGUUGUAACAACCUUGUUGGUAUUAUCAAAGUUGUUGCAAGGUUGUUCCCACCAAUACAGUCAUGAUACAUACAGUAACAAUAUUGUUACAAUCUUGUCGUCAACAUUGUAACAUUCUUGUUAGGUCAUGACUGUAUCAGACUUCACUUGUCAGUGUUAGAACAACCUUGUAACAAGUCCAAUAAUGCCAUGAAGCUUGUUACAAGUUUUAAGUUGUUAACAGCUUGUUCUAACCUUGUUAACACUGGUUUCCAUACCAUCUUUCUCAUAAGCCGAAAUAUAACAUUUUAGAACUGAAAAUACGCGGAGUGAUUAUAACUAGAGAAUACUUAUGAUUUAUAUGUGGUUUACAGGUAUAAACUAUUAUAAACUGGCCGUUAUACGAAAGAUCGUGACUCUAUUUUUACGAUCAUAUGGAAACCAGGUGAACAAGCAGUGCGAACACAACUUGUGCUUGGACAGAUUUGUAACAACUUGUUUACAGACCUGUAACAACUUGCUUGCGUUUUUACGUAUGUAUUUCAACAAAAGAAUCUCAUUGUCUGUCACUGAAUUUGGCACUAACAUACAUGGACGCCGUCUUACUGUCUUUAAUUCCUAAGAGAUUGAUUGUAAUCCAUCUAUAUACAGAUUAUGGUGAUACAACUGACGUCCAAUAACUCCUUCAUUUCCUGUCAUUUUUGUGUUGACUUGCAACACCCAACCUUAAACUUGAUGAGUGUUGGCGCUCAAACGCGACAGUAACAACGAUCUCAUCCUCGUUUGACCUGGAUGUACUCCAUAGAUACGAAAUUUUUGCGACGAAACUAGACUCGAAUUCAAAUAAAGUUUGUAUAAAUGAUAUAGUUGUUGUGUUUUCUUAUUUUCUUGAGAAAUAGAACUUUUGUGUGAGAGUGUAACAAUGUGACGUACUCCAGUUAGGAAUUUUUUGUGAAGAAACGACUCCAAUCCAGUAAAGCUUGUCUAUAAAUGAUAUAGUUGUUGUGUUGUCUUAUUUUGUUGAGAAAUAAAACUUUUGUGUUCGAGUGUGACAAACUAAUACGUAUUUUGAUAAGAGCACUUGACCAUUUCUAUGACGAUGAUUUU
Molecule: messenger RNA, 6165 nt
Organism: Paramuricea clavata
Lineage: Eukaryota; Metazoa; Cnidaria; Anthozoa; Malacalcyonacea; Plexauridae
Source: the annotation of a GenBank genome assembly